ACAAAAAAUACUAGAGAGAGAAAGUUUAGAGAGAGAAAGAGAUGAAUGAAGAAGAUAAAUGUGAGGUUUGGGGUUUGAGUUUAAGCUUAAAACCACCAAUAAUCACAAAUCUUGAUCAUAAGCCUAUUUGCAAGAGAGAAUCCCAAUUUUCCAUAGAUGAAACAAGCCCACAAAUGAACACACUGAAUAAUACAUUGGCUAUAAUACCAAGGAUUAAUAAAGGGUUGAUUUCAAAACAACCAAUAGAUAUAAUAGAUUUGGAGGAAGAAGAAAAAACAAGCAAAGUAGGCUCUCCAAAGAGCACCUUAUCAUGUGUCACCGGAAAAAGGUUUGGAGGAGACAGAGAGGUGAUCAGCGACGAAGAAGAAGGUGGCAACCGAGGCGGCAGCGAAAGCUCUGGUGGUGAAAGGAAGAAGCUUAGGCUGUGCAAGGAACAAAUCUUGGUUUUAGAACAGGCUUUCAGUGAACAUACCACCCUUAAUACAAAGCAAAAGGUGGCAUUGGCCACAGAAGUGAAUCUUAGACCAAGGCAAGUGGAAGUUUGGUUUCAAAAUAGAAGAGCAAGGACAAAGUUUAAGCAAACAGAGUCUGAUUGUGAGCAACUAAAGAAGUACUGUGAGACUUUAACUGAAGAGAAUAAGAGGCUACAAAAUGAGGUGCAAGAGCUAAGGGCUUUGAAGUUCUCUCCUGAACAUUCUAUGAUGGAAGCAAACCACCCUCCUACAACCCUCACAAUGUGCCCUUCAUGCAAAAAUGUGUCAUUCUCGUCUUCGUCCGCCACAACCAAAACUCCGGCUGGUGAAACAGGACGCUCUCUGUUGGGUGUCUUCCACCAGCGUACACCGCUUACCAUACAGUAGCUCUCCUUCACAAUUAACAACAAUCAAGUGAUUGAAUCCUCUAAGCCUUGAUCAUAGUAUGAAGUAAUUCAUAGCUUUAGUUUGGUUUAGAAGUUCAAAUGUAGCAGCUGGCUAUACUAUAUACAUUUACUCAAGGUCAAAGUUGACUUAGGUGUUGAAACUUAUGAGAUUUUAAUGUUAUAAAAGCAUGAUAAAUUCGGACAUUUGAGUUAGUUGGUAGGUAGUUAGUUUGAAAGAGAACAACUUUCCUAGUUCAGGUUUUAAUGACAUAAUGAUGUAUACAAUGAUAUGGAAGUAUAUUAUAAAUUGUCUGAU
Molecule: messenger RNA, 1175 nt
Organism: Chenopodium quinoa (quinoa)
Lineage: Eukaryota; Viridiplantae; Streptophyta; Magnoliopsida; Caryophyllales; Amaranthaceae
Product: homeobox-leucine zipper protein HOX17-like
Exons: 4
Coding region: 42-860 (272 amino acids)
Biological process (GO): regulation of DNA-templated transcription
Molecular function (GO): DNA-binding transcription factor activity, RNA polymerase II-specific; sequence-specific DNA binding
Source: RefSeq, a predicted model, not a curated record